CGCGUCUACGGUCUACCCUACUCGCCGCACGCCGCCGCAGACCGCAGACUGCAGUCCGCCACUCGCCGCCAGCCGCCAAGCCCUGCUCGCCGCACGCCGCUGCAGUCUGCAACCAUCAGCCAAUAUCCAGCGCAAAUAGCAGAGAACAACAGCGAUCCGCGUUCCGCGAGACCAGGAUCGCGACGAACGAUCAGGUGGUGAAGGAAGUGGGUGCGAAGGAAGUUGGGGCUCGCGUUCGGAAAGCUUUUCAGCCUCUCUUCGCCAAGAAGGAGAUUCCGAUUUUUGGCGCCCACACGCAUGUUGUACAAUGGCUUGUUCGUUCUGUUGCAGUAUCUUAUUCUUGCGGUUUCGGAAUGUAAUCCAGCUCUGAUUCAAGAUUUAUUAGGCUGGAGAGAUUAUUUCUCGCUUUGAGAAGACAAAGUUUUUGUUGAAAUGCUAAAAACUUUUCCAGUGCACCAAAGACUUGGGUCAGGCACCAUCAGAAAACCACAUGGCUCGGCAACCUUGGAGCAAUAAUGGUCAUAGAAAUUCCCCUUCAAAUUCAUUAGAUGGAGGAGUUCCUGGACCCAUGCCUCUGCUCCCUUUCCAGGACGAACUUGCAGUUGGUUGUUAAGAGAUUUGUAGAAUUGCUGCUAAUAAUACUCUUGUGCUAGAGGAUAUUUUGGGCCUUAGGCAAGAAUUAGCUGUCAUUGAAGACGAGAUCCAUAUACUUGCCAAACAAACCAUUCCUAGACUUCGUGUUGAUAAUGAAAUGGAAUACAGGGAUAUUAUCCAGGGAGGCAUGAAGUUAGAGGAACAUAUGCAUGCUCUUAAACUUAUCAAGGAAGAAGUGUUGGUCCUAAGUUCUGAAAAGAUGGAGUUGGAAGCUUUGUGCAAAGAGCUAUUUGUGAAGGUUCAGUCAUUGUACAGGGAGCUGGAGCAGAUCCAAUCCGAGAACAAGCAGAUACCUGCUAUAAGAGAAGGGUUGCAUGAUAUACAAGAGGAGAUUUCGAGGGCCAGGAUGGCAUACGAGCAUGAGAAACGUGCAAAAGUUGAGCUUCUUGAGGAGAGUCAGGCCAUAGAGAGUGAUUUUAUCAACAUAAAAAUAGAAGCACAGAGAUUACGGACAGAGCUGGAGAAGCGGAGGUCUGGUGUGUUCAAGCAUCAUGCAUUUGGCUCAUACUAUAAAAAGAUAGAGCAUGGCAUUGCAUCCUCCAACUGGUAGGUGGGUGUCACAAAGCGUAGCUAAGGGUUUGGUGUCUAUCAGAGAAAUUAGUCGAACUCAGGAGUCAAGACCAAAUGCGUUUGUCUUUCGGAUGAGCAGCUGAUAGUUAUUUGCGAACACAUUGCUAUUACUAUAUCUCAUUAUUAAGUAGGAGUACAAAUUGGACGAUUGAAAGAAGAAUAUUAUCAAUUUGGUCUUUAUUGUACUCCUACUUAUUUUUUUCUCUCGAGAAGUACUCCUACUUAUUUUUAAUGGAUGUUUUAUGUCUU
This is a messenger RNA of Zea mays, 1473 nucleotides long. RefSeq names its product myosin-like protein. The record is from RefSeq and is marked provisional. Bases 752 to 1204 code for a protein of 150 amino acids. The transcript has 6 exons. NCBI's taxonomy places the organism in Eukaryota, Viridiplantae, Streptophyta, Magnoliopsida, Poales, Poaceae.